Messenger RNA from Euleptes europaea (tarantolino), 2517 nucleotides. RefSeq names its product pleckstrin and Sec7 domain containing 2 (gene PSD2). The coding region runs from base 1 to 2517 and encodes 838 amino acids. The record is from RefSeq and is a predicted model, not a curated record. Gene Ontology annotation, molecular function: guanyl-nucleotide exchange factor activity; phospholipid binding; protein binding. Gene Ontology annotation, biological process: regulation of ARF protein signal transduction. The transcript is spliced from 14 exons. Lineage: Eukaryota; Metazoa; Chordata; Lepidosauria; Squamata; Sphaerodactylidae.
AUGAAUGGAAAUAUCCCCCUGCCACAGUCACCCGCCAAGCAUAAUGACCCACAUACCUCAAGCAUGCAGCUAGCUACGACCUUUGCUAAUGAGGACGAUGGACAACAGACAGCGUCUCCUGACAUCCCGCCCAGCAUCCAGAGCGAUGCUGAGCCUGACACAGGAAAUGCAGGCGCCAGCCUCGCCCACGACACUGUGGACCAACAUCAGGGAGCAGCAGCAGAUUCCCCGAGGGAAACCGAGAAGCAGAGAGGAAGGGGGCGAGCCGAGGGAUCGGGGAGUGCCUCGGGCAGCGGCACCAGCCUGGUAUUGACAAACGGGCUGCAUGGUGAAACUGAGCCUGGGGAAGAGAGAGGUUUUGACGGCAAGGAGAGAGCAGAGGCAGAGAAUCAGAGCAGUCCAAGUACAGGCAGCCCCCCUUUGGAAGAGAGGGCCUUGGCAAAUAAGUUGCUCUUCAGCAAGACGAGCAGCCAGGCAGAGCUGCUAGAUCCAGAGGACGGAGAAGAACAGAGAAGCUUUGCUAUUGCAGAAACCCAGCUAAGUUGCCUUGAUGAUGACGACAGGGAAGAUUUUGCAUUUCAGGACAUCAGGGAUGGUUUCAGCUCUACCUUUGAAAAAAUCAUAGAGUCCGACCUUAUGAAAGGCACCUACUACAGCAGUCUGGACUCCUUGGACGUGCUCUCCCUGACAGAUGAAACAGAUAGCUGUGUUAGCUUCGAAGCACCGCUCACUCCCCUCAUUCAGCAAAGAACUAAGGAAAGUUCUGAAGUUUUGGAACAGAAACUCGCCGCUCACCAGAAGGAAGCUCUGGAGCCGGUGGCAAUAGAUAGGCAGGAGGAUGCGAUGGCCAAGGCAACGGAUGGCGAUUUUGGGAGCCCGCUGAAGCACUCCAUCACCAGCAGCCGCUCCGAGAAUGUGCUGAGCAGGGCAUACCUGAAGAGCAUCCCCAAUGGGUACCAUGUCGAGAGACCGGAGGAAGAGGCUUCGAAGCUUAUUAACUCUGUCAGUGAAGCCAGCAUCAAGGACACUCUUUCUGACUCGGAUUCCGAUAUGGGCAGCACAGAGCAACUGGACCAGGGAAGCACGGACACUCUUGCCAACGGCUGCAAGGCGGAUGGGGAGGCUGCCAAGAGGUUGGCCAAAAGGCUCUAUCACCUGGAAGGAUUCAAGCACUGUGAUGUGGCACGCCAGCUUGGGAAGAAUAAUGAAUUUAGCAAGUUGGUAGCAGAAGAGUAUCUCCGCUUCUUUGACUUCACCGGCCUGACCUUGGACAAAGCGCUCAGAACCUUCCUAAAAGCUUUCCCCCUCAUGGGAGAGACACAGGAACGGGAACGUGUCCUCAUCCACUACUCACACAGAUACUGUCACUGCAAUCCGGAGGAGAGCACAACUGAAGAUGGAAUUCAUACCCUUACCUGUGCCCUGAUGCUGCUCAAUACAGACCUGCACGGACAUAAUAUCGGGAAGAAGAUGUCCUGCCAGCAGUUUACUGCUAACCUGGAUGGAUUAAACGACGGCAAGGAUUUUCCAAAGGACCUGUUGAAGGGCCUGUAUAACUCAAUUAAAAAUGAAAAGCUCGAAUGGGCUAUUGACGAAGAUGAACUCAGAAAAUCAUUGUCAGAACUGGUGGAUGAUAAAUUUGGUGCCAGUGCCAAGAAAGCGCCAAGGAUCGUGGAUGGCAGCAACCCUUUCCUGGAUGUUCCCCAGGCCCAGAACGCUGUCACCUACAAGCACGGCAUCCUCACCCGAAAAACCCAUGCUGACAUGGAUGGGAAGAGAACCCCCAGGGGACGACGAGGAUGGAAAAAAUUUUACGCUGUGCUGAAAGGAACCAUUCUGUAUCUGCAAAAGGAUGAAUAUAAACCCGACAAAGAUCUCUCUGAAGUCGAUCUCAAGAAUGCUAUCCGUAUCCACCAUGCCUUAGCCACAAAAGCCUCCGAUUACAGCAAAAAAUCCAAUGUACUGAAGCUGAAGACGGCAGAUUGGAGAGUGUUUCUCUUCCAAGCACCGAGCAAAGCAGAGAUGCUGUCCUGGAUCCUGAGAAUCAACCUGGUGGCGGCCAUCUUUUCUGCUCCUGCUUUCCCAGCCGCCAUCUGCUCCAUGAAGAAGUUCUGCCGGCCCCUCUUGCCAUCUUCCACAACUAAACUCUGUCAGGAGGAACAGCUGCAAUCUCAUGAGAAUAAAAUGAGGCAGAUUGCAGAUGAGUUAACUGAGCAUAAACUGCAUCCGGUAGUGAAAGGCAUCAAGUCAAAAGAGGCUGAAGAAUAUCGUUUGAAAGAGCAUUACUUAAUAUUUGAGAAAAGCCGCUAUGAGACAUAUAUCAACCUCCUGUGCAUGAAGAUAAGGGCUGGGACAGACGACCUGGAAAAAAUCGAAGCCAGUGUCUUCACAAUGGAAACGGAUGACAUUUCCUUGAGGAAGACUUAUUCCAGCCCGUCCAUAAGCCAAGGACAGUUGCCUGUCAUGAGCAAAGGAGAAAAGGAUGUUACAGAGCAAGGCACCUCUGGCCACCAAUAA